GACGAGAGUGCAGUAACUUUAUUAUGUUAUUCAUUUGACUGACAGACACCUAGAGGAAAACAUUCCAAAACUCGCUAGAAGUAAUGGAGUGUUAUUUGAAAUGGAAUUCUUUGAUACUAGUAGUUGCUUACUGUUUAUUUGUUACUGCCUUAGGAUUAGGAACCAACUAUAUAGGGAAUGAAGACCCAUUGUCUAUACCGUUGAUAAACGACAAAGGAGCACCACUGGUGGCCAUGCUAGAUACGAAAUCAAUUAAUAGAAAAAUGAAAGUUUACAUAAGAACACUUAUGAAAGAUAUGAUUCAAAGGACUAUACAAGAACAAAUGCAAGGUAUUUUUAAGACAGCAUUGGAAGAGAACUCGACCAUUGAAUUUAUCAGAAAUAUCACACUGCAGGAGAUAAAUGACGCAACGAUUACGAAACAUCAAGGUCAAGAAGGCAUAUCUUCACCACCACUUGCAAAGUAUAAAGACUGUACAGAGAUACAGAGACAAACAAAGAAAAAACUAGAUGAUGGUGUUUACAGUAUAUAUCCAGGGGGAGAUAAUCCUGUUCAGGCGUACUGCGACAUGACCACAGAUGGGGGAGGAUGGACGGUUAUGUUAAAACGAAAUAAUGGAUCAGUUAGUUUUAAACGUAGAUGGAUUGAAUGCGAAAAUGGAUUUGGUGAUAUACAUGCCGAAUUCUGGUUUUGCAACAAAUACACCAAUAUGUUGACAUCUAGUGAAAAGUAUGAGCUGAGAGUAGACAUGGUUGACCCAGGCAGCCAGAAGACAUACGCAGUAUAUAAAACCUUUGUUGUCGGAGACGCUGCAUCGAAGUACAAACUAACUGUUGGUGACUACUCUGGAAAUGCAGGUGAUCGGCUAAAAUAUCACAAUGGUAAGAAAUUUACAACUAUUGACCAGGACAACGACACAUACGACAAAAUCAACUGUGCAGUGAACAACGGAGGAUCCUGGUGGUAUUAUAAAUGUUCCGCUUGUGACCUAAGUCGUACUAAUGGUAACCUGUACUGGGCUGGUACAGUAUCGAAAGCAGUUAUGAUGAUCAGAAAAAUAUAA
Molecule: messenger RNA, 1064 nt
Organism: Mytilus trossulus (common blue mussel)
Lineage: Eukaryota; Metazoa; Mollusca; Bivalvia; Mytilida; Mytilidae
Product: fibrinogen-like protein A
Exons: 5
Coding region: 84-1064 (326 amino acids)
Source: RefSeq, a predicted model, not a curated record